GCUGCGGCGGCUCUCGGUGCGACAGCGGAGGCCUCGGAGCCGUUCCUCAGGGUGCUGGCUGAGAGCUGCCAGUUCAUCGUCUCCUCCCUCGGCGAGUACGUGAAGAGGAGCAAGGAGCAGCCCUUCGGCCGGGAUGACGUGCUCGGCCUCUGUGAUUUCACUGAAGGGCACUGCCGUGUCCUGCACCGGCUGCUGGAGAGGGUCCCUCCUGACGGUGUCAAACAGAAGCUCAUGGUGAAGCAGCUGCUCUACCGCAACCUCCAGCUCUUUGCCAGCGUGGCCUACGAUGCCUUCCAGUGCUCCCAGGCGGUGGGCUGGCCGGGUCUGGAGCGGCUGACGGCGGGCUGCGGGAGGAGCGUGGCCUGGAUGCUGGAGGCGUUGGAGGGGCUCCCCGAGAGCGAGCGCGCCAAGUACCUCGAUGUCACCGUGUCGUGCGCGUUCAAGCUGGCCUACAUCUUCUACAACCAGAACCUUCAUGAGGAGGCCAGCUCCGUCUGCGAGCUCUUCUGCGAGCGGCUGCAGGCAGUGGAUGCCUACGCGUGUCCGGAGAUCCCCCCGGAGAGGCUGCACAAAUGCUUCAGGCUGCAGGUGGAGAGCUACCGCAAGCUGGGACGGCUGGAGAGAGCGCUGGAGUGCGUGGCGCAGUGGCUGGUCGCUCUGCGGGGUCGGAUCGGGGAGCUGCUGGCAGAACCCGUCUCCCUUUGGGUCAGAGUCAAAACAGAUGCUGCGAAACAAGGGGCCGAGGAGUUACAGUUGCGGACCCUGAAGGAAGGAUUGGAGGGGCACAGCCUGGACACAGAGACCUUGGUGACCGUCCUUUUUGCGGAGUUGAAGGCCUAUAAGACUGUCCGAGCUGACACGGGGCAGGAACGCUACAACGUCCUCUGCGACCUGCUGGAGAUCUGUUCGGAGGAGAGCGGCCACCUGCACGAGCGAGCCGUCGGCUUGACGGAGCUGGCCCAGGUUUUGUGCUACCACAGCUACGCCCAGCAGACGGAGUGCUCUUCCCUGGAUUCGGUCCACGAAGCUUUGCGGCUGCUGGAUUUGGUGCCCAAGAGUGCCCAGAACCGGGACCGGCUCCUCGAUGACCGGGCGCAGGCUCUGCUCUGGCUCUACAUCUGCACCCUGGAGUCCAAGCUGGAGAAGAGCAUAGAGAGGGACCAGAGAGCCAAAGCUCAGGGGCUGAAGAACCUGGAUGACUUUGAGCCCAAUGACCUCAACUACGAAAGCAAGCUGCUGGAGGACAGGUUCCUGUACGACGGCAUCUCCUUCAACCUGGCGACAGAGACCGGUGAGAACGCCGGUGGCUUUAGGCCCUUUGUGAAGGGGCUUUCUGGGAGCGCCCGACCCGGGGUUAUCCCCUCAGCUCUCUCCAAAAGCCUGGAUGAUGCCUUCACCUUGUGGAAGCAGCUCCUGGCGACGUCGGGCGUCCCGGCCGUGCGCAGCCCCGAGCAGACCGUGGCCUCCCUGCACCUCCUGGCGGCUCUCUACAAGCUGAUGGCCAAGCCCUUACAAGCCAUGGAGAGCUACCUCCUGGUCAGAGCCCUCUGUGGCGCACUCGGGGACAGCCUGGGCAUGGCCGGUGCCCUGUGCCAGAUCACCAAGCUGCUUUUCCAGCUGGAGUGUCCCAACUACGCCCAGCUUUUCCUGGAGGAGACGGAGUCCUGCCUGCGGGAAGCUGACAGCGGCAACGAUUCCUACCUGCUGCUGCAGCAAACCUGCCUCCUGCUCCCCAGCCAGCUGUGCUGUGUCAACCACCAGAUUGAAGAGGGUCUCACCCUGUUGCUGGAGGUGCUCCGGAACCCGGCUCUGCAAAAAAUCACAAAGGUCUGGUACCUCCUGCGAGCCCACGUCCUCCGGCUGGCGGCCGCCUCCCUGAGCCUUCCCCCUGCCCGCCUCUCGCCGGAGCUGCGGCAGCGGAUCUUUGGGCACGGGUGGAAAACGCCCGAGACGGCUCUCGCCGAAGCCCACAAGCUCUUCCGCAGCAUCAUCCUCCUACUGAUGGGCAGCGACGUGUUGGGCUGUCAAACAACGACGUCUGACACCCAAUUUGUGGAUUACGGGGACAACCUGCUGCUGAAGUGGCAAGUGCUGGCUGACAUGCUGGCCUGCUCCGAGCACCUGGUGGCCCUCCUCAGCAGGCUGGAGGGGGUGUGUAAAGCCAAAGCCUUCUGCUUGGAAGCCGUCAAGCUGGCCAUGAAACUGCAAACCAUCCGGUGGUGCGUUUCCUUCCUGGUGCUGAAGGCCCAGCUGGAACUGCAGCAGAGCGAGCUGGAGCUGAGCCAUUUUGACCUUCAGCAGGCUCUCUUCCUCCUGGAGUCUGACACCGAGUUUAAAGCCAGCAAGAAGCAGAAAAGCCAGAGGAAGAUCCUGCCCAGGAAGGGCAAACUCGAGGGCAAGAAGCCGUGGGACCCCAUCCCUGAGCCCCCUGGGGAAGAGGAUGGAUUCCUGAAGGGUCCCGCGCUGGAGUUUGUGGCCCCGGCGAGCGGGCUGACCAAAGCGGAUGCUCUCACUGCUUCACCGGAGCUGAAACCGAAGAGGAAGAAGAGACUGGCCUUCCUCACCCACCCGGAAAGCUGUCCGUGCUGCCUCUGCUCCGACCUGGCCCUCUCGGCUCUCUGCCUGCGCUGGCUCCUCUCCUGCGCCCAGAGCGAGCUGGCAGCGGGCAGCGCGGCCGAGGGACUGGGUCUGAUCCACGCCGUGCUGCCGCGCUGCGCCACCGUGGCCGCCCGCUUCGCCGCCGUGCUGCGGGACAAGCUGCGGGGCGGCUCCGUCAGCCCCGACCUGCCUACGCUGGAGCUCUUAGACGAUUUAGUGGCCGCCGGCUACGCCGCGUUAGCCCUUCAGAGCCUGGCCAGCCCCCAGCUGGCGGAGGAGCUCCAGGAGGAGCUGGAGACGGGGUUGACCUUCUUAGCAUCCUGCAGACCCCACCUGCCCAACCUGGAGGUCUCCAGGGCCAGCCUGCUGCUCGCCAAAGCCAUGGCUACCAUUUGCCGCCUGGCCUCCAAGCACGGCGACUCCCUGGAUGGCUGCUUUGCCAGCUCUUGGACUUCGCAACUGCCCGCGCUCACUCCGGCGGAGCCCCAAGCGGUGGCCGUGCCCCAAACCCUCAAGACGGACAAGGCUCAACCCCAAAGGCGCAAGAACAAGGCAGCGUUGGUCCCCGCCGUGCCCAAGCCCCGAGCGAAGAAGAACCAGAGAGCGAAGCCCCCGUCCGCGCCGAACACCGACGACGUCUUUGCUCUGGGUGACUCGGACGGCGAGGUGCCCCCCAUCGUCAUCCGCCCGGCGAUGGCGCCCUGCACCCCGCGCCAGAAAGCCUGUCCCCCCGCCAAGGCGCGGGCAGCCCCCGCUUCCAGGACUCCUUUCACCAUCUUCAGCGAAUCCUCCCCGCCGGCCAGCAAGUCCCGGCUCCUGCGAGCUCCCAAAGUCUCGGGGAGAAUCAAAUCUCGCCUAAAAGUGACGUUCAGUGAUGACAGUGACACGGAGGGUCCCGAAGCAGGGUUGACCCCCGCCGUUACCCGCAAGAUGUCCUGUGCCCGGAAAGCUCUGCCCCCCAAAUCCGUGGGGUGCCAGGCGAGCUCGUUGGGGUCCGGCGGUCAGCGCAGCGUUGCUCAGCCCCGCAGAGGACGGCCAAGCGCCCGCCGAGCCGGGGCCGCGGGGGAGAAGAGGGAGCGGACGACCCGCAGGGCUCCCGGCAAGAGAGCGGAGAAGGAGCAGGAGCUUCUGAGAGCCAUUGAGGAAGAGGAGAAGGUGGAGGAAGAGCUGGAGAUCAGCUUCGAGGUCUUACGGGCUUCCGAGGAAGAGGAGGGAGCUCCAGAGGGGCAGUGGGUGGGCAUCGGGCUGUUGGCCAAGGGUGACGUGGAGCUGCUGGUCUUGGACUGGGAGCUGGUGGCCACGCUGGGGACGCCACGUGUCACCUCGCUGGACACUGUCCUCAAGCUCCUGAAAGAUGCUUUCAACUGCAUCAGCCACUGCCCUCCCGGUGCGCUCUACAGCCAGCUCUGCCGGCUCCUGGCGUUGGCCGUGGGCAACCAGGACCCUCUCUCCACUGCCUACCUCCUCUCCGAGUCCGUCUCUGUCACCGUGCGCCAUCAGCUGCUCAGCGUCAUCCACAGGAAGAUUUACAAAGAGAAGAAGGCGGCGGGGGAUGUGGCCGAGCGCCUCCGUGGGCUCUCCUUGCAGGAGGGAAGCGCUGCCUGCCGUGGCCACCACCUCGCUGAGCUGGAGAGACUCUUUGUCUUCAGCUCCACGGGACUGGGGGCUGGGGAGCGGGACGCCUUCCGCACUCAGCUGCAGCAGAUCCCCAGCCUCAUAGACACCCUGGAGAUGCAGGUGCUGGGCUGUUGGAGGGGGGCCCUGCUCCCCACCGCCCCCCAGUCCUCUCUGGCAGAAGAAGCCGCCCAGUUGCACCCACAGCUCCGCCGGUGCGGUUGGAGGGACUCAGAUCCCGCCCUGCUCAAGGUGAUGCUGAACGCCGCCCCCCUCCUCGCCCCCCAGGACGUGCAGACCCUUUCCUUCGGCCUC
Molecule: messenger RNA, 4527 nt
Organism: Charadrius vociferus (killdeer)
Lineage: Eukaryota; Metazoa; Chordata; Aves; Charadriiformes; Charadriidae
Gene: ESPL1
Product: extra spindle pole bodies homolog 1 (S. cerevisiae)
Exons: 22
Biological process (GO): meiotic chromosome separation; proteolysis
Cellular component (GO): mitotic spindle; nucleus; cytoplasm
Molecular function (GO): cysteine-type endopeptidase activity
Source: RefSeq, a predicted model, not a curated record